CACACCUCAGCAGCUCCUUUGUGACCUUCAAUUCACACCCACAAUCACAUUACGCCGUACUCAGCCACCCCUACCGAUCACCCACCAUGCCUCGUGCUGUCAGAGGAGUCCUCAUCGAGUGCGAUCCGUCGGUGAAAGCCAUCAUCCUCAAAUACGACGAAGAAAGACACGACUACAUCGUCGAAGACCUGGAUGAUGACCGUCAUUUGGUCAUCAAGGAGAGUCAGUUGCAGAAUCUGAAGGCGAGGUUGACAAAGGAGCUUGAUGAUAAGGUGAUGCAGCCUGAUGAGUCGGAAUCGGAGUAAUUCCCAAAAAUUUUCGAUGCGAUCGCCAGCACCAAUGCCCCAAUCCUUAUCGUGCGGUUUAAUAGACUGUGGUGGGACAUACACAUUAUGGGGUUUCGUGGUCGCGAAUUUGCAGUCACCAAUUGCAGGGGUUGGGCCCCUUAAAAUGCAUUAUUCUGUGUUUCAAUGGUCUUGAUGCUGGGUCGGCUGCGCUUGGUCCUAAGUUUUGGG
Aspergillus costaricaensis CBS 115574 is the source of this 515-nucleotide messenger RNA. RefSeq names its product TFIIH complex subunit TFB5 (gene tfb5). Bases 87 to 305 code for a protein of 72 amino acids. The record is from RefSeq and is a predicted model, not a curated record. Gene Ontology annotation, cellular component: transcription factor TFIIH holo complex; transcription factor TFIIH core complex. The transcript has 3 exons. Gene Ontology annotation, biological process: nucleotide-excision repair, preincision complex assembly; nucleotide-excision repair; transcription by RNA polymerase II. Lineage: Eukaryota; Fungi; Ascomycota; Eurotiomycetes; Eurotiales; Aspergillaceae.